Adineta ricciae is the source of this 492-nucleotide messenger RNA. NCBI's taxonomy places the organism in Eukaryota, Metazoa, Rotifera, Eurotatoria, Adinetida, Adinetidae. The record is from the annotation of a GenBank genome assembly.
AUGAUGAAUAUUUCCACAUGUAUCGAUAUGCAUCCACUUCCAGCAGAUGUGUUCGACAUAAAACAUGAUGAUUUUUAUAACUUCGUUGAUUAUGAAUAUGGACCUUUACAAUCAAAAAUUCUCAAAUAUCAACUCAUUAGCGAUGUCGAUACUUAUCUUGAAUGUACUGAUCCUACAGAAAUUUUAAAAUACAAUAGUGCAAAAUUAAACGAACUAAAGGCCGAGCCAUGUUUAAUGACUGACGAAAAUUCUUUCGUAAUAUUUCCUGAAAUUAUUGCGUCUUUUAGUAGUUUAAAAAAGCGUUUACUGAAAAAGAUCGACGAAAACAUUAAAGAAAUCAAGCGAAACAAAACCUUUGACAACGCUUCUGUCUCAACAUCAUCAACUGCACGUAUAUCUACUCAAUCAAAAACAGUUGAUGAAUUUCGAAAUCAUAUAACCAAAUCGAUUAAUCAAUGGCUAGAUAAAUAUAGAAAUGAUGUCGAUUUAUAA